CCAAAGCUAAAGUAAAGGGAGUGAAUGACAGCUAAAAAAAUUCGAAAGCAACCAAAUAAGGAACUUAACUACAAAUGGGAGAGAUGGGUUGGAAUGAGAUCCUUUUUUUGGAAAAGGCCAUGGAAAUUUGCAAUGCAAAAAUUCAAAGCAGAUUGCUUCUUAUGUUGUUAAUUUUGAUGCUUCAUGUUGCUUCAUGUUUUGCAGAUUCUAAUAGGGCUCCAGAGAGGCCCUCUUUUGGGAACUUCAUUCAAGAAACUGUUGCUAUUUUCAAGAAAUCUCAUUCCACUCCAUGGGACAAAAUCAAAAGUCUCAUUCACCAAAUGCAGUUGCAGUUUUUCCCUCCCAAUUUGGAUUUUAGGAGUAGAGAUGAACCAAAGGGUAUGGUUGAUGAAGUGAAAGAAGCAGUGGAGAAGAGCUUUGGAGCAAGCAAAGAUGCAGUUGAGGUAUCUGCUAAAUCUGCAGCAAAAGUGAUGGAGGAAGCAGUUGACAAAGUGAAAGAGAACCUGGUAGAUAAGGACAAGGACAAACGUUCUCAUGAUGAGCUUUGAUUUGAUCUUCAAGGACAUUUUCCAUUUUCUUAAAACUCUCUUAUUUUUUCUUUUAAACCAGAGAUUCAAAUUGAAUAGGCUUCUUGUGACA
This is a messenger RNA of Benincasa hispida (wax gourd), 639 nucleotides long. RefSeq lists its product as uncharacterized. NCBI's taxonomy places the organism in Eukaryota, Viridiplantae, Streptophyta, Magnoliopsida, Cucurbitales, Cucurbitaceae. The record is from RefSeq and is a predicted model, not a curated record.